Molecule: messenger RNA, 2308 nt
Organism: Microplitis demolitor
Lineage: Eukaryota; Metazoa; Arthropoda; Insecta; Hymenoptera; Braconidae
Product: protein big brother
Exons: 3
Coding region: 265-969 (234 amino acids)
Biological process (GO): regulation of transcription by RNA polymerase II
Cellular component (GO): nucleus; core-binding factor complex
Molecular function (GO): transcription coactivator activity; sequence-specific DNA binding
Source: RefSeq, a predicted model, not a curated record
AGACACUGAAUCGUAAGGUACUGACGUUCGUCAUUUCUAAUAGAAGACUAUCAGUAAGGUUUUUUUUCGGCUAUUUGAGACAGUUUAGACGAAAUGUGUUGAUCUAAUUAAAUAUGUUUUAAGUUCUGUGGAUUCUUUACGAUAACGCAACCGUGCAUUGCUAACAUAAGUUACUUUGGUAACGUGGUUGACUAAAAACUUAAUUGUGCAGAUUUUUGUUAAAAUAAAGUAUUGAAUAGUUAAAAGAAGAGUUAAUAGUUUCUAAUGAUGAUGCACGCGAUGAGUGAACAUGCUGGAGGUGUAGGUGGUCUUGGUGUCGGUGUUAUUCCUUUUGACGGAAUGGGUUUAUAUGAGCAACCACGUCCGAAAUUUGUUUUCAAAAUGCCGAGAGUUGUACCUGAUCAAAAGGCCAAAUUUGAAAGCGAUGAGUUGUUUAGACGAUUAAGUCGUGAAUGUGAGAUAAGGUACACCGGAUUUAGAGAUAGACCUUUGGAAGAACGUCAAGGACGCUUUCAAAAUGGGUGUCGAGAGGGUCAUACCGAAAUUGCAUUUGCUGCGAUGGGAACAAACCUUCAACUGACCUUCGGCCCUUCUACAGGAAAUUACUCUAAUGAGCCUAGUACAUGUGAUUUCGACAAGGAACAUGGCAAGGUCCAUUUGAAAUCACAUUUGAUAAUGAAUGGCGUCUGCGUGAAGUGGCGCGGUUGGAUCGAUCUAGAGCGUCUCGACGGAGUUGGUUGCCUGGAAUUCGAUGAAGAAGCUGCAGCUCGAGAGGAUGCUCAAUUGCGCAAUCAGUUAAACCGCUACAAUGAACGCCUACGUCAGUUCGAUGAGAAACAGAGGGCCUACAGAAACGCAGCAGCACAACAACCGCACCAUAAUCAUCAUCUUGGUCAUCAUCACCAUCAUCAUCAUCUGGGUCAUCAUGUUUCGGGAACCAGUGGAGCACCUACAGACAAAUUUUAUUAGACAUAAUUCAAUUUAUAUUAUUAUAUUAGAAAUCAAUUUGAUUUUAUUAAAACUUUUUUUUCAUUUUUAAAUAAUUUAAAGAUCGAUUAAAAAUUAAUGAAAAUAAUUUGAAAAUUAUAUUAAAAAAAAAAAAACACAUUUGCGCUGUGGGUAAGUGUGCACAAACCAAUUCAUUUCGGAUUGAAAUCCAUGGGUUUGCGCACACUUAUUUACUGCGCACAAUUACCCCACAUGACUCUAUAUGAUGUGAUGGGUAAUAACGUGUUUUCAUUAAUAAAUAUAUUAAAAUAAAUAACCGACGGAAAACGAGUAAUAAAUUCAUAGAAUACGAGAGUAGACUUUAUAAGCAGCAAAACUGUAGUUGAUCUUGAGACUAACAAGUGAAUGCUCCUAUAUGUUAUAUGUAUAUUUAUACAAUUAGUUUAUAGUAUGAAUCAGCCGACUUCAAAUAUCAUAAUGACUCACCUCGAGAUUCCAUUUCUUUUAUUUGUUUUAUUUAUUAUCAGUGUUUAUUUUUUUUUUAAAUGAUAAUUAUAAUUUUUUACGUGUAAACUUUUUUAUCAAGGCAUUUUGUUAUUUAAUGUAAAUAUUAGUAAGAAAAUUAUUGAAUUUAAAAAUUAAUUAAGCAUUAAGCUUUGUUUUAACAUUAAGUGCAAGAAACUUCCAUGUGUAUUAAUAAAAAUACCGAAUUAUGGUUUGUAAUUUAAUAAUAAACUACACGGAGAGAAAAGAAUAGUAAUGAUUACUAUGCUAUAUAGUAACCAGACUCAUUUUUUUGUAAAAUGGUAAAUAAUGCUAUGUAGAAUAGGACUCAUUAUCAUUUUUCUAUUAAUGAUUACUAUGUUACAUUGAAACAACUGAAAUGGUAAAAAUUGCUAUCUAGCAUGGGUAUCAGGGUUAUGUAGAAUGCUACUCAGUCCCAUGCUGGAAUAGGUGUCGCUACAGUUUAAUAAGUGAGACAAGGAAGUUAACAUGCGCGGAUGUUUGCGCAGUAACCUGUGUGUAUGUGUAUGCACAUCUUGUGCAUACAUGUGCGAUGUAUAUUAUUAAAUAUUUUAAUUUAUUUAAUUAUUAUUUAUCUGUUAUCAAAAAAUGAUAUUUCUUUUUGAGCAAUAUCUUGAUUAUUUCAAUAGAUUAAUUCAAUUUCUACAUAUAUCUAUUUAUAGUAACCUAAGUUAUUUGUUUUGUCAUAACCUUAUUUACUAAAAAUGAAAUAAAUAAAAGAUCGUAAAUGUUACUAGGUAACAUUGUAGUGAUGACCAUUUACAUAGUUCUCUCGUGAAUGUAGAAUGGUAAUCAGUCCUAUACUAGCAUAGUCACCGUUACUAUGUAGAAUGGG